Messenger RNA from Prorocentrum cordatum, 931 nucleotides. The record is from the annotation of a GenBank genome assembly. Lineage: Eukaryota; Dinophyceae; Prorocentrales; Prorocentraceae.
AUCUGUUCAACACUCUUGUGAGGACAUCUGUUCGACACGACGACAGAUUCUAAGCGUUCGCGUGAGGACAUCAAUUUCUUGGAACAGUGGGGGUUUCCAGAGGAGCUCAAGUAUUCGAACACCGUCACCUUCGCAGCGAUGUCUCAGCAACACCCAGCAGGUGCGCCCUGUUGUAAGAAGAGUAAGGCUGUGGGUGAGGAUGAGGAUAUGAUUCAGGCAAGCAGUGAGGAGGAGGAGCAGUUCGGCGAAUUUGAUGACGCACAUUCUUGGCGACAUUCAAAAUAGGCUGGAGCAUAUCUCUGUGUUGUAUGGUAUGAGGCCUCCGAGUUGGGGCCACAAUAUGUUCAAGUGGAUCUAUCGAGAAGGAAACGAAAGAGCUGACAGGCUGACAUGGUUGGCCAGAACCAAAAAUAGUUACGUUACGUUCCAUACCUCACUUAUUGAACAUGCGAGUAAAACAAAACUAGACGGCCUCCGUGGAUUCUUCGACGGAGGUCGCUCUGUGGAGGGAUGUGCUGCAGGAUGGUGUAUAGAUUUGUGUGUACACGGGACGUGGCAGUUGGUGGCGGAGGAAGCUGUCUCGCUUGAUGCCUCUGCUUCUGUCAUGUUUUGUGAGAUGAUUGCAGCACAACGGCUCUGUAUGGCCGUGGAGCACAUUUUGGGUAGCAUCUUUCAUCCAAGCAGCUGACUCAUUUCAUCUUGCUUGGAGCUCUCCAACACCUUUACAUUUUCACAUGUUGUAUUGCAUCCUUUUCCUUGUUCCUGCAUCCUAUUCCGUUGCCUAUGCCUCAGUGGCUCGGCAGUGUGAUGAUAAGAGUUGCCCUCUCCAGCUACCCUGUGCUCCGUUUGGGAGUCUUAGGGCUCAGCUGUCACAGCUGUCCGCGCCCUGACUCAAACUCAAAAACCAGGUUGACGGUUUACCGCCGGCGCC